AUUGUAUACGGUAAGGUAGCGGGCCUCCUGGGCAGCAUGUGGGUGUGGGAAGAGGAAAGCAGCCCAGACUGCGGGGCGAGCAGGCGGAGGGAGCUGCUGGGCUGCGCCUGCAAUCGGUGCGUUGCCCCUUUAAUUGUGUCCCCAGCCCUCGGGCGUCUCUGUCCAACGCCCACGUCAGCAAAUACCUUUUGUUUCUCUCACGUUCGGGCUGCCAGGGCUCGGGGCUGCGCGACCAGCACGGCGCCGUGAGCCGCAGCGAGCCCCGAGCGGGGGCCGGGACCCCGCAUCCUCCGCCUGCUCCUCCCGGCCGAGCGGCAGCCGCCCGCGGAACCCAGCCGAGCAAGAUUUCCUGUUACUCCCUCACUGGAAUGGAGAUUUCUUCCCAUCAGUUUCACCUCCUAGAGCAGUUAAAUGAGCAACGGAAGCAAGACUUAUUUUGCGACUGCAGUAUCCUGGUGGAGGGGAAGGUCUUCAAAGCACAUCGAAAUGUCCUGUUUGCCAGUAGUGGAUAUUUCAAAAUGCUGCUUUCACAGAGUUCCAAAACGAGUCAGCCAACAAUAGCUACUUUUGAGGUCUUCUCUCCAGAGACAUUUAUGGUUAUCCUGGACUUUGUGUAUUCAGGCAUAUUGCCUUUAACCGGUCAAAAUGUGAUCGAAGUCAUGUCAGCUGCUAGCUAUCUGCAGAUGACAGAUAUUCUUAAUGUCUGCAAGACAUUCAUUAAAUCCUCUCUGGAUAUUAAUGAAAAGGAAAAGGAUCAAUACCUUAGCCUUUCAGCCAAAAGUACCAACAGUGAACCUGCUCAUCCAACUCUUUAUCGGUCGAGGAGAAAAGCAAAGAGCAACCCAAGGCGUUCCUAUUCAAUUCCAGAUGAAAAGGCUAAUAUGGUGAAUGAAAACUCAUGGAGUAGUUACAGCAGCUACCUGUCUUCGCAGGUGAUUCUUCAGCGGGCAGAAACACAGCUAUCAAAGAGGGGCAGAAAACAGAGCUCAACGAGAAAGCGCCGAAAGCAUCUAGGAUUGUCCCAGACACGUGAUGUUGGGCAGUACAAAUCAAACAAAGCCGAGCGGGCUGGCGAGGGUUGUAAUGCAGCAGACUCUAGCCACCUCCCUCGGGCUAGAGAGGAAGCUGAAUUUGAUGCUGAGAACGAUGUUGAUCAUGAUGAUUAUGGAUAUAAUCACGAAUCAGAAGUAAUACCGAAGAGGUGGUCUGUUGCUCAGCUAGAACAAGAACUUUCGCGAACUUCUCCUGAGUUCAUGGAAUUAAAAGCAGAAGAACUGUACACCUCAGUGCCCACAGUUUUAGGUGUUAUGAGUAGUUGGAAUGAAGAUGACCUACCUCGGAUGCGAUUCAAGUGCCCCUUCUGUACGCACACCGUAAAACGACGCGCAGACCUGAAGCGACAUCUUCGGUGUCACACAGGGGAGCGACCGUACCCGUGCGAAGCGUGUGGGAAGAGAUUCACUCGACUGGAGCAUUUACGUAACCACUUCCAAACGAUACAUCAAGCCGGCAAACUUAUCUGCAGAAAAUGCAAGCGGCACGUAACUGACCUAACAGGAUGUGUUGUUCAGCAAGGAACAAGACGCUACAGACUGUGCCAUAAGUGUCUAGCAGAAGCUAAUUUUGACAGCAACCCUGACGAUUUAGAUGCAGAACAUUCUCCUGUCACCCCCACAGGAAACAAACAUUCCAGUUGGGCUUUGGAAGAGGAACACAAAUCAGAUGAUGAAACAGUGGAGGAAGAACCGUAUAACUUGGUUGUCCGACGUGUUAAUGAUGAUACUCCGAAUGAGGCAGAUGAAAAGGUGAAACCAAAUCUUAGGUAGAUAUAUUUGUAUAUUUGUUAUUGCUGUAUUCAAGAUUAAAUUACUUGUGUUCUACCAAC
Molecule: messenger RNA, 1885 nt
Organism: Cygnus olor (mute swan)
Lineage: Eukaryota; Metazoa; Chordata; Aves; Anseriformes; Anatidae
Product: zinc finger and BTB domain-containing protein 8A-like
Exons: 4
Coding region: 369-1826 (485 amino acids)
Biological process (GO): regulation of transcription by RNA polymerase II
Molecular function (GO): protein binding; DNA-binding transcription factor activity, RNA polymerase II-specific; RNA polymerase II cis-regulatory region sequence-specific DNA binding
Source: RefSeq, a predicted model, not a curated record